AUGGCGUGCUCGUCGAGCGUCCUCGCGUCGGCGCCGGCGCCGCCGCGCGCGUCGUCGUCGCGGCGUCCCCGCGCCGUCGCCGCCCGCGCGUCUUCGUCUUCGUCGUCGGCGUCGGCGGCGGCGGCGUCGGCGGCCGCGCUCGUGCUGUACACGAAGCCCGGAUGCUGCCUGUGCGACGGCCUGAGGGAGACGCUCGAGGUCGUGAUGCGCGGCGACAGCGGCGUCGCCGUGAGCCCCGAGCUGGCGUCGCUGGGAGGCGGCGUGGAGACGCGCGACGUGUCCACGAACGACGCGUGGGCGGCGCGGCACGCGAUGGAGGUGCCCGUGCUCGCGCUGUCGUUCCGCGCGGAGGGGGAGGGGGAUGGGGAGGAGGAGGAGGAGGAGGAGGUGGAACUUCCGAGGCCGUCGCCGCGGCUCGCGCCCGCGCGGCUCGCCAUCAGGCUGAGCGCGGACGUCGCGAGGGCGAUGAAGAAGAAGGGCGGCGGCGCGACGAGCGCGUCGUCGGGGACGGACGACGAGGAGAAGAAGAAGCCGGGCGGGGGAUGGGCCGUCGUCAGCGAGCGGCCGUUCUAG
Molecule: messenger RNA, 573 nt
Organism: Micromonas pusilla CCMP1545
Lineage: Eukaryota; Viridiplantae; Chlorophyta; Mamiellophyceae; Mamiellales; Mamiellaceae
Exons: 1
Coding region: 1-573 (190 amino acids)
Source: RefSeq, a predicted model, not a curated record